This is a messenger RNA of Symbiodinium pilosum, 10058 nucleotides long. NCBI's taxonomy places the organism in Eukaryota, Dinophyceae, Suessiales, Symbiodiniaceae. The record is from the annotation of a GenBank genome assembly.
AUGGUCACCAGGCCGGUGUCCAGGAAAGAACUCGCUGAAAACACCAAGGCGCGAGACGCCUUGAAGAAGGAGUUCGAAGGGCAUUGGAAGCGUGACGUCUAUGACUUCAGUGUGGUGCGUGAGUAUGAUGAUUUGCGUGCUGAAGCCAAAAGGACAGGAGAAACUAUCCACCUGGCACGCGUGCAUGGCUUAAUUUAUGAGAAGAAUUAUCAGCUCCCUGAGGGACAUCCACAACGUAAGUACAAAGGUAGAGGAGUCUUGCUAGGCGAUCAGGUUAAAGAUCAGAAUUUUGAAGCAGCAUUGUUUCAGGAUCUUGGCAGUUCACCGGCGUCGUUUGACACGGCGCGUUGGGUUGACAUGUAUGGAUGCCUACCUGGUCAUGAAUGCCAAAUGGCCGACGCUAUCCAAGCAUAUAUCCAAGCCAUCCUAACGGGGACGCCUUGCUGGGUGGAAUUGCCGCUGGAUGCGUGGCCGCCACACAUUGACAUCAGUAAGUUUAGGAGACCUAUGGUGCGACUUGUGAAAGAACUGUAUGGUCAUCCUGACGCUGGAACGAUGUGGGAACAACAUUGUCAUGAGAAGUUGGUUGCGAUUGGUUGGCGCCCCGUUGGGGGCGAAUGGCCGUCCCUAUACUUCCAUGAUCAGUACAAGCUAUUGUUGGCUGUGUACGUUGACGAUUUGAAGAUGUCCGGUCCCAAGGAGAACUUGGCAAAGGGCUGGGCUGAGAUUCGUAAGGUGCUUGACCUGGAGGAAGAACAACCUCUUGGCUUGUAUCUUGGUUGUAAGGUCGAGAAAUUCUGCACUAAACUGCACAACGGAGCGGAUGUGAAUGCGAUAUCGUAUAGCAUGUAUGAUUUGUUGGAUAUGUCUGUCCGUAAGUAUUGUGACAUCACAGGGCUGAAAAUGGAGUCGCUGAAUCAGGUCGACACUCUCAGCACUGCGGAAGACACCAAAAAUCAUCCUGCUCGACGCCCCGUCGUUCCUGGGGCAUCCGUUGCCAAGUGUACGUGGCGCGCGACCGAUUUGCCGGUUGGGUCCGACGGUAAACUGCUGAAUGUUACCUCGACCUGUCGUUCGAGCUCAACGGCAGGGACACCCAGUGCACCGGAGAAUGAAGAGACAAAAUCUCGUGGGGUGUUAGCGCCUCACGCAGCAAGCGUACUCAUGAAAUUGUUGUAUGCUGCCCGAAUUGCUCGUUUCGAUCUGCUCCGUGCCAUCAAUUCCUUGGCCAGGAAUGUAACUAAAUGGUCGAAGGCAGACGAUAAACGUUUGCGUCACUUAAUGUGUUAUGUCAAUUCCACGAAGACCAAUGUCAUGGUUGGUUGGGUUGGAGACAAGCUUGAAGAUCUGGUUGUUGGUUUGUUUGCUGACGCGGAUUAUGCUGGUUGCGGUGAAUCCUUGAAGUCGACGUCAGGGGUCCAUAUGCAGAUUCAGGGUCCGAAUACCAGGUUUCCAGUCGCGGGACAAAGUAAAAGGCAGGGAAGCAUCAGCCAUUCCACGCCUGAAGCCGAAAUUGUUGCUGCUGACUAUGCUAUGUCCAAGGUCGGCAUUCCUGCGAUCACGCUGUGGACUUGCCUGUCACCCACACAGCCGCGCAUCAUUUUCUAUGAUGACAGUCAGGCUAUGAUCAGUGUGAUUAGGUCUGGCAAGAAUCCCACGAUGCGUCAUUUGGAACGUACCCAUGGGUUAUGUAUUGCGUGGAUGCAUGAAGUGUUCAUGCCUGACACUAUCCUAUUGGUGUACGAAAUUACUGCUAAGAUGGCUGCAGAUAUCCACACCAAACCGUUUAAGUCAGCUGAAGCGUGGAAACAUGCGUGCAGCCUGAUUAACGUGUUCGAUUCGACUGAUAUCAGUCAACCGUGGAUCCUGGAAUUGAUGAAGCCUACUCACGACGGGUCUUCUGAUCUGGGGCAGUCUUGGUAUCAGGAGCGUGAUGGUGUGCCUUGCUUCCCUUACACCAACACGCCUGUGUUGCCGCCCGAGCUGUAUGUGCCUGGCUUGUCCGGGCGCGAUGGCUUGCAAACGGUUGAAGGUGCCGACCCUGUUUUCAUGAUGAAGACGCCGCGCGUUCUCCGGCCAGCCCCAGUGGGGCUCCCGGGAGGCCGGUACUUGCGUAGCACUUGGAUCUUGAGAGAUGGGGGGUGGCAUCGGAUUGAAGAUCAUGCUGAAAUUCCUGACGAACGUCAGCGUUUUGAUGCAUGGGUUGAGCGUGCCGUCCAUCAAUUUCACCCCGUCGCCGCCGCUGCCGCGUCUCCCGCAGCCCUGGGACCGCGUGCGCCGGUGCUUGGUGCGGGCGAAUCGUUGUUCGUUGAUUUGUUGCCUGCGUUUCAGAAGGGCUGUUUUCGCAUCUCGGCGUCGCCAAGAAUUGGUGAUGUGAUCGACUACAUGUUGCGCGUCGUUCAUGGGGGGUCCUCCCACCUGGCUGCGAAAAGUUCUGUGUGGGCAUCGACAACGUCACAGUUUUGUAAGAACCGUAAAGAAGCCAAAACGGAGCAUUCCGUAGAGACCGGCUGGGUCGAUGGAGAUCGUACGAACGCCGGCAAAGUUGCUGAACGGUUCAUUCCAGCAUCGUAUCAGGUGGAAUCGUCGUCCGAAAGUGGCGUGCACUUUGCGUUCGUCGGGGUUGACGCGGUUGAGUUGUUCUCUAUGAUUGUCGCCGUGUCUGCUUCGGAAAGCUUUCGUCCCAGUGCCGAUUCGCAAGAUGUGUUGAAAGGGAUGAAAGUGAAAGUGUUUCAGUCUAACGGUGGCGCGCCGCGUGUUGUGACCUUUGGAGUCGGUACUGAACACAGAUGGCAAGGAUCGUAUGACCAAGGUUGCGAGAUCCACCGAAAAGGCGUUGCUGUUGAUGAUGACAACAUGUGUGAACGCGUGAUUCAGAAACUUAUGCGUGGCAAGCGUGACAUGGUUGUGCUUGGCAGCGGUUGGUUCGGGACACAAUCGUUGAUGAGCUUUCGGGACAAUGUGAAUGUCCAACACAGAAACGCUCGACAAGCGUUUGAGCUUGCGCGAUCUGUGAUCAAUGCUGCCAGGAAGGCACAAUGCAUGCUUGCGGUUGAAAUGCAACAAAAUGGUGACAGUUGGACAAAGCAACGCGCGCGAGAAGUGUUGCCGCGAUUGUACUUUCAUGUCAGCAUGUUGGAUUGCAAGUUUGGGUCCCGUGAAGCGGGCACGCAUCCGGUGAAAUACCUUUGCACGCAGACGAGUUUCUACACGUCGGUUGAUGUUGAUGUGUCGGAGUUGGAAUCGAGGGAUUGUCGUCAUCCGUUGCCAGAGCCAUUCGAUGAUGGCUUGGACCCGACGCAUGGUGACAUCGCCCGUUCCAGCGAACCUGCCGCCGUCAUUUUGGAGCAGGUGUCAGGGGCACGACAUCACGCCGAGAGGGUGCCUGCGUAUCCGUCGCCUAGCAUUGGGCACAAGGAUCAGAAAAGUAACUCUCGUGCGCCAAAGAACCCGAAGAGGGUGUUGAUUGAGUAUUGUUGCGGUGAGAACAGCAAGCUCAGUCAAUCGAGAAAAGUCACAAAAGGUUGCACCAGGAUUCGGGUAACCGAAGCCAACGAUCCACGCAAACGCAAGAAUGUUUGUGAACUGUUGGAGAAGGUCUUAGAAAGUUGUGAUGAACACACCACAUGUUUAGUGCAUGCGUCUCUCCCCUGCACUGGCGGUUCACCUUGGCAACACGUGAAUCGGAAACUGUUUGGGGUCGAGAAAAGCAAUGAACAACGUAAACUGUUCACACAGCUGUCGCGUUCACUUCGGAAGUUCAUGAACAUGCUGCGUUCUGCACACAAAGGGAUUGUGUAUCUGUCUGUCGAACUGCCGUCCAAUUGUGCAUACUGGAAGUGGCCUGUUGCGCAAGACUUUUGUGCCUACUUUGAACUGAAAAUGCAUGAGUUCGAUGGCUGCGCUGUAGGAGUAGUCAACAAACAUGGACAGUCCUUACGUAAGCGGUGGUGCAUUGCUACAGACAUGUCUGAACUUUGCUGUCUUGACAAGUUUCAGUGUGAGUGCAGUAGUCAUGGUGCAUCCCGUGGACAGGCUUUGAAGGACGCAGAGGGCUACACGUUCAUGUUGACUGACUGCAUACAUCGCGCAUUUGCUCAAGCGGCUCAAAGACACGUCAUGUUGCAACCCCAUGUUUGUGGAGUAGCCAAGAAGGAGGACACUGCGCGAAGCAUUUUGAAGCGUAGGUCGAAGCAUCGAGGGAGUGUUUUGGUAGGCUGUCCUUGUCUAGUUGCUGAACCCGUCAGUUCUGCCCAGCCCGGGUACACUGUUCGGGGGAAGCGCGGUGAGGGGCCUGUUCCAGUGGAACACCCCCGAACCGGCUGCUGGACUUGGAAGCUUCUAGUUACCUUAGCUUGCCUGUUGGUCUCUCUCUUUGCCAUGGCUGCGUCGCCCGAACCUGUUCGCAUUCCAGACUGGGUUCGACAGACCUACCCCGACCAGGAUUUAAUCGUCCUGGGGUCAAGGGCAGCGUGGUUGAACGAACAGCAGAUCAUCUUGGAGGGCCGUGCCGCGGAUUCUGCAUACCUUCGAGAAGAUGCAAUUGCACCUUUCUCGUCCCCAAUGUCCAGAAACGGUCUGGAUCAGAUCCAAGCCUGGAUCCGCGCGCACGAGAACCAACUUAGUAAUCUGCUUGCGGUCGCCUUCCACCUUGCCGCUGUCAAUGGCCAACAGUCGGAGGAGGACAAUCGCAGAUAUAUUAUGGGCAUGGUUCAACAAGCGCGGGAAGCGCAGAUGAACCUGCGGAUUUUCGUGACAAAGAUUUGUUCUUUGCUGCACACGGUCAAAACGUUGUUAUUGCAGAAAAGCCACGAGUAUCGCAGUAUCCUGGAGUUCUGGGUGAGUGCACACGUGGUGCCCAACAUUGAUGACCCUUUCCGCGCGCUGCUCCAUGAUAUAAACAACAGCUUGGUCAGGGCAGACAGAUCGGCGGUCGACUUCUUCUCUUCCGCCGCCUACUUGCUCAACGAGGACAUCGGGAACAGUCAAUUCGCCGGUGUCAGACCGGUGCAUCCUGAUUCUGCCAUGGGAAAAUUGCGGUCAACGCUGUUCUACGACACCAUGGAACGCAGGCUACGCCUUCGCCCCCGUGGUGAUGCGAGAGCUGAAGAUCUACCAGCAUCUGAACUUGCGGAACUUGCACAUCGAGUCCCCAGGUAUGCCCGAUCCAUCUACUACUGCUUGAGGCGCCUGAACUACAACGCUGAGUGCGAUGGUGGCGUGGCAGAGUGGAACAUGGACUUUGCGGUGGAGCGGCUCUUGAAGGACGACACGGACCACAACAAUCCCUUGCAGGCCCAGCUGCAAAACAGAUUGAUGCUCCUGAUCUCCUUGGCGGCCACCUUUAAGGAGUACGUCGAUUGCCCGUUCGACCAUGACGAUGCGACAGGUUGGUUCCGGUGGAACCCCCUGCCAGACGGAGUCAGGCCACUGGACUUUCUCAGGGAUGUUUUGGGAGAAAUCCAGGCACCGUUCGAGAACAGCGGAAUCGGGCUUCGUGAGGACUUCUUCGCUCAAUGGUACGACAUGUGCGCUGCCGAGCUGGGUGACACAACCGCAGUUCGAUCCAGAGCGUCCAUUCACCGGACCUGGACCGACGCAUUGGAGGAUGCUAGAUCCCGCAUGACGCUCUUGGGCACCCCGGAGAUAUUCCCUCGUUUUGGGGACAACCGCAAGUACGAUGAGGAUGAUGGCCCCAACGUACGCUUCGGCUGGAUGCUCCCGGUACAACACCAUGACGUGUUUCGCGACCGUGAGGUACCGCAAGUUCACUAUGUGGACAGGCCAACGGCUGAGACGGUCUGGGAUCAGGGGGAGACCAACGCGGAUCCGAUUAAUGCUUCCUACGAGGUCGACUACCCGGCGCCAGACAGCCAAGGACCGGCCGCGGGCCGUUCGACGGCAGCCUCCUCCUCCAGUGCCCCUGGACGUGUGUCCAGCGCACAUGGAGGAGAGGAGGAAUCCCAGCCGGAACCGAGUGUCCGGCCCAUAGACCGACCCGGCUAUGGGUUCUACACUUGGAGGUUGCAAAAGCCCGACGAGACGCUUGUGGGAAGACUCCGCAUCAUCAUUGCGACCAGAGAUGAUAAGAAAGUGGCGAUCCCCGUGAACGUCACCAAAACGGAGGAAGGAAUGAACACUUCCGAACCGACUUUCCAGCCGUGCUUGGAACUUGCACCGGUACUGGAUAGACCCCACUUCCGGAAUCUCGACGACAUGGAGUUCCGGAGGACAAGGUGGUGUAUCUUCCUUCGCCGUAUUACAUCUCACCUGGCGCAUAUCCUUGGAGUCUCGUCCAACGUCUUCACGGUCUCCCGAUUCGUAUCUCUCCCGGAUGCAGAGUGGCUGAGGGUCUACGCUUUGCUCUACCAAAUGAUCCACCUGGAAGCCGCCGGUACAUUUCCAAGCCCAAAGAUGAUGACGAUCGCCGUCGAUCCCGAGCUUGUGAAUAUGACCGAGCAGGCCGAGACAGGGUUGGAGACGAGUUUGGGGCUAUUGCUUGAGACCCUCAUGGCCAAAGCAACCGAUGCGAUCUCCAACAACAACAUCGAUGGUGAUGACGUCCCCAGUGUUCGAGAUGCUAUUACCAUGUUGGUCACCGACUACGUCCCCACGUACAAGUCCAACAAGGGCAUCUACACAGACGUCAGCCAGGGACUGUGUCAGUUUGGGCGGUCGCAUCUGAUGCAGUUGUACAAGUGUGAGCCUUUCCACGUCGAGUCCAUAAAUGACCCUCGAAGACCGCGCAAAACGUUUGCCCAGGCUCUCGACGAACUGGCUUCCCGUCUGCGCCCCGGAACCGGUGGGUUCCCGGCGCCAGACGAGGUUGCUGAGGUGAGUGGUGCCAUGAGGACAGCUGGUACAGUGCAUAUGCACAUUUCCAUGUCCGAAGUGGUGAAGUACGAGCACAAUCGCCAGAGGGUUUCGGUGGAGACUUUGGCAAUCCCCGAAAUCAGCGCACUACUGAAGGAAACGUACGUUGACCCCAUCAAGAACAUCGCCUUGCUCAUGGCGCGACCUAUCUUGGUGGACGUCAACGGCGACCUGGAGCUAUUUGCGAACCCCAGCAAUUGCACGGGGAACCUUUCUGCGUGGGCAGGCACUCUGGCGUCGAUGUUGCGUGCCAUCGGUUGUGUGGUGAACACAUCGGGCAUGCUUUGGGCUAAGUACCGCCAAUUCACCAAAUCCCCAUUCUCGGUGAACCCGGAAUACAACCACGGCCAGCAACUUUGGGCGCUGCUUGACAAGCACCUCAUGUCCGAGAAAGCUGUCGCCGUUUCCGCCGCACCGCACUGGGAUGCAAUAGAGCCCUUCGUCGAUUAUGUGAACAUUCCGGCGGAGCACUACGCGGCCGUGCUGGUUCCGUCGGAACUUUCACCGGAGAUGUUUUUGGGGCGUGGCACAGCAACAAACAUGUCCGUUUCCUUCUCUCCAGCCGAUCGAGUCAGGGGCGCUGAAACGUGGUCUCUUGUGGAGGAUGACCCCAUGGGCUAUUACGAGCUUGACAUGGUCGAAAGGAGGUAUUGGUUUACUGAUGGUCAGGCCAAACAGGAAGCGAGGAAUUCUGGUGCAAUGAAUCCUUUCUGUACGGAUUGCCGAGAGGAUAUCUCUGACAUCCUCAAUCUUCAGCAACCCCUUACCUCCGAGAACGAUUCGAUUACCAGUGCAAACAUCCGACAGCCUGGCACCUGCCUGGAAUGCUGCGCCAAGGCAGCGGCCAACUCGGAUCAUUACGCGAACUUUGCUGAAGUGCGAUACGAGGUUCUGAUCCUCAGACAGGCCUACGAAAAGGUUCUUGAGGAUUGCCCGUAUCUGCACGUCAAUGUCUUCGGUGACAUUCGGGAAUUCAUCAUUGUGAACUCCCACGCACUGGUCCGCACAAGGUUGGGGAAGCGCUUGUCCCGACUUGGAAUGAUUCGGUUCCCGAUCCAACAGGUGAUCGCGAAUUUGGAAAACAAUCGUGGAUCACACAUGUACGUCUUCAGGACGAUCGUCCAGAAGACAUCGGUCAGCGCCGGUGGCGCUCCCAUCCACACUAUCGCGUAUACGGCCGGUUACGACCCAGGAAACAAGGUCUAUUCUGCUUUCUGCAGGUGGCUUUUGGGGAGAGAUGGCCUUGAACGCCUUGGUAUGGAACGUGGAUCUGCCGACGAACUACUGGCCGAUUGCAUUGAACUGGCUUUGGGGAUCCUAUUCGUGGCCUCGACAACGCCCCUCAACACCCAGACGCGGAUCAGUCGGAUUUUUGGGAGCCACACCGACGCGAACUCCAUCUUGCAGGGCUUGGAGAACGCCAUUCAGCGAUGGGCCGCCAAGAAUGCUGCGAAUGGGGUGUUUGCCAACCAUCGCAAGCGUGGCGCCAUCAGUCGAGAAUGGCAUUCCACUGAGAUUGGGGACAGACUUCAUCGUCAGUGGAUACACAAUGCCCGCACUCUUCGCUUCAUGAUUCCCAUUAACACCGACCCGAUCAUUGACCGAAGCAAUCAACAACCUCUACCUCGUCAACGAGAACGUCCUCGUUCACCCACGGCUAGCUCUGGGGGCAUGGAAGUUGACGAAGGGGAAGGUGGUUCUCCUCCUGUGGAGGACUCCGCCGGACCCGGAGUCUCUGUUCCUGAGGGGGAGGGUGACUCUCGUCCAGUGGACGACGUCGCCCAACCCGAAGCUCCUGUUGACGAGCCAGCUGCUGCAGCAACACCUCCUCAGCCUGAACCUGAACGAGAUGGUGAUGCUACAAUGGGUGUCGAAGAGGAGACAACUGGGCAAACCGCCGAAGAGGGGAGGAUUGAGCGUGGUCAGCCAAUGUUUGAGGAUGAAGUGCCUGCUCAAGCUGCCGAAGGGGGUUCCCUUCCCAGCGACGUUCCUCCUCCUGCCCGAGAAGAUGUGCCUGCUCCUGAGGUCGAAGUCAUUGACGUUGACGUUGGCCCGCAGCCACCUUCCAGAGCAGGAUCAGUGGAGGAACCGACCGAGAGGCGGGAAAAUGCUGAUCGUGCACCUGGCGGCGCGCCGGAGCGAGUGGCUUGGGAAGGCAUGACACGACUCACGUGGCUUAGAGCACUCCCUCCAUUCGACGACCAGACCGGUGAGCACAUGACCUUCCUAGAUAGGAUUCGCCGCUACACCAGCACGUUCGUGCACACCGCCACAGGCCAGCAUGUCGGAGAAGUGGGUAUGCCUUCGAUGCCUGACGCCAGGAGGAUGUUGUCGGAACUGCUGUUUGUGAGCCUCCCGAAGCUCCAAAACCCGACCGACCUCAGGCAGCACAACAGCAUCGAAGACUACAAGUCCAUGUCUUACGUCGGUGGCCGCGAAUACCCUGGCGAACUGCAAAUCAUCCCAAUUGAUGACACCCCGGUGUUCUAUCAUCCGCUCUACUCGGCCACACAGUUCUUGGGCAACGUGAUGGACCAGCAAUUGAGUGGAUUUUGGAAUGAUUUGCGCAGGUUCUUCAACAAGGCUUUGCGGCACUACGUUGGGAGAACAAAUUACUCCGACCGCAGGCAUGCUGCCCCAGAGUUCCGGCUUAGCUGUGAUCAGGGAGGAUGGGUAGACAUCAACGAAAUCCUCUGGAACAACACUCUUUGGGAACAUGCAUACGACGCAGUCCGCCGUCACCAGGGCAGACACAUCGCUGUACCGCAGAGCUUCGAUGUCACUCCCCAGAUCAAACUCAGCUUGCUCUUUGCGAUGGCCCAUUAUUCAAGGACUGUCAAUGGUCGCGUUCGCUUCCGCUUCCUUGGCCUUGCGAUCGAUGACGGCACCACUGACCGUGAGAUCGCUGAUUGGGUUGAGCAAGAACGCAUAAGACAGCCCCCGAAUGUUGGAAACGUGCUACGCCAAUCUUCUGGAUGGCUCAUGCCCUGGGCCAUGAGGGCCACGUGCGGACACACCAGCAAGGAGCUAACGCACAGCGCGCAAGUCCUUCCGGACUUCUUGGGGCACAAAAUCCUCGUACACCACGCAAACACGCUUGGAGGUGGAUAUCACGUCACCAGGGCCUCCAACCUCAAUGAGAUCGCCCGCUUGGGGCUGGUGCCUGGGGGGCCGUAUGGAGACAG